GGGUUUUGAUAAAAAAAAUAACCCAUUGUCGUUCUCAUCCUGCAACAGAGCCAAUGCACUGGAAUGAUUCCUUUGAAUGUCAGUAGAGAAACUAUCACAAAGCAAAAAAAACUUUUUUCCACAUGAGCAGGUGAUCCAAAAAGUUGCUGGCCAUCUGCUGACAGAUUGUAGUUAAAAGCCUGUAGGAGCAACAUGAGCUGGAGCUUCCUUACCCGACUUCUGGAGGAGAUCCACAACCACUCCACAUUUGUGGGGAAAGUGUGGCUCACUGUGCUCAUCAUCUUUCGCAUUGUACUCACAGCCGUAGGAGGAGAGUCCAUCUACUCUGAUGAGCAGACUAAAUUCACCUGCAACACUAAGCAGCCGGGCUGUGACAACGUGUGCUAUGAUGCCUUUGCCCCUCUUUCACAUGUUCGGUUCUGGGUCUUUCAGAUAAUCAUGAUCUCCACUCCCUCUAUCAUGUACAUGGGCUACGCCAUCCACAAGAUAGCACGAUCCUCAGAGGUUGAGCGCAGGAAACACCAAAGACUCCACAAGAGGCCGCCUCCUCAUACAAGAUGGAGAGAAAGUCAACCUCUUGAGGGUGACCUGGAGGAGGAGGAAGAUGAUGAUGCUGAGCCCAUGAUCUAUGAAGAUGCACUUGAGGUUCAUGAUGGCAAAGUGCAGCCUGUUAGCAACACUGGCAAAGAUCCACCCAAACAUGAUGGGCGCAGAAAAAUCCUGCAACAAGGCCUAAUGAGAAUCUACGUUCUCCAGCUCAUGUCCAGAGCUAUUUUUGAAAUUGCUUUCCUGGCGGGACAGUAUCUCCUAUAUGGAUUUCGAGUGAAUCCUUCCUACGUGUGCAACAGGAUACCUUGUCCACACAGAGUGGAUUGUUUUAUCUCCAGACCUACAGAGAAAACAAUCUUCCUCCUCAUUAUGUAUGUGGUGAGCUGUCUUUGUCUCGUGCUGAAUGUCUGUGAGAUGCUUCACUUGGGAAUCGGCACAUUUCGGGACACGCUUCACAUGAAGAGAAACCGUGGUCGACGUCCCGGGUCCUAUGGCUAUCCGUUUUCACGCAACAUCACAGCCUCGCCACCUGGGUACAACCUUGUAAUGAAAACAGACAAACCCAGCAGGAUUCCCAACAGCCUUAUCCCCCAUGAGCAAAACAUGGCCAACGUAGCCCAGGAGCAGCAGUGCACCAGCCCGGACGAGAACAUCCCCUCCGACCUUGCAAGCCUGCAUCGGCACCUAAGAGUUGCACAGGAGCAGCUGGAUAUGGCCUUUCAAACCUAUCAGAUCAAAAACACUCAGCAGACCUCCAGAACAAGCAGCCCUGUUUCUGGGGGAACUGUGGCAGAACAAAAUCGAGUCAACACUGUCCAAGAGAAGCAAGGAGCAAGACCAAGAUCAGCUACAGACAAGGCUACGACCAUCGUAAAAAAUUGAGCGCUGGUGGAGCCAGAAUCUGGAGAUGGAAAAGAAGAAGCCAUAAAGUGGAAGUGGAAGGGACAUCAUUUCACCAUUAACCAGCCAUGACCAAGUUCCCCUUGUAAGAUUCCUGACACCCGAGUCAAAAGAAUAACCAAAAGAGUUGUCCAUAAGUCCACAAGAGCCAAUGAGCCUUCACAUAGAACAUCAGAGAGACCUGGAAAAAAGUAGGUGUAGCUAGCAUGGCCUUAUACACAUUAACUGCCCAAACAACCUGAUGAAGCUUGUUUAAACUUUGCAGUAGGGUUUUGGGAAAGCCAACAUUACAAAGUCAAUUAGAUAAGUCCUGAACAUUUUUUGGGGCACUUUAUUAGAAAUGUUUGGAGGAAUGGUUAACCCAAAAAUAUCAUGGUUUUAUAUAAUGGUUUUAAGUCAUUUAAGUCAUGAUGUGGACUAUCUUAAAGCAUACAGUACUGACAUACAGAUAAAUGCAGAAAUGUAUCAGGGCAUAUAAAUCUGAAUACAAACAGAAUUUGCAUUGUCAAGUAAUGCAAUAGGUUUAAAAUAUAGGACCAAGGAAACACUUAAUUUGAGUGUUCAAUAAUUACAAAGCAUGUCAUUCCUUUAUUAUAAUUGUUUUUUUCUACCCAUAAUUUUAUUUGUAGACUAUUUCUCUUUGGACAGUUAGGUUUGUACCUGACAACUAGUGUUAAUUUCAUGUCAUUACAACGACAUAUACUCAUAUGAAACAAAUGUUGACGUGUUUGGAACAUAUCUAACCCACUGAGUAUAUGCAUAUUGUAAUAUCUCUUCAAAGUAUGACUGGUCAAAGUGCUUGUGGGGGAAAAAAUCAUGUUUUAUUUGCAGCUUCUUUCUUUUCAUAUAUUAUC
Messenger RNA from Cyprinodon variegatus (sheepshead minnow), 2303 nucleotides. RefSeq names its product gap junction gamma-1 protein-like (gene gjc2). The transcript is spliced from 4 exons. Gene Ontology annotation, cellular component: connexin complex. The record is from RefSeq and is a predicted model, not a curated record. Bases 193 to 1431 code for a protein of 412 amino acids. Gene Ontology annotation, biological process: cell communication. NCBI's taxonomy places the organism in Eukaryota, Metazoa, Chordata, Actinopteri, Cyprinodontiformes, Cyprinodontidae.